Messenger RNA from Notodromas monacha, 3442 nucleotides. The record is from the annotation of a GenBank genome assembly. NCBI's taxonomy places the organism in Eukaryota, Metazoa, Arthropoda, Ostracoda, Podocopida, Cyprididae.
AUGGGUCAGAUGAAGUGUCCUGGAGUUAAUGUUUGCCGUGGUGAAAGUGCCUGGCAAAAUAAUGAAAGAGAGCAAGAAAGGAAGAAGGAGGAGAAAGAAGAGAGAGCGAGCAUUGAUCGCGACCGCAUGCUCCGUUGCUCGUUCUGGUUAUGCCUCAUUGAUUACCCGCGAGUAGUUGGAGGCCGAGUGUCCGCAAGUUCUGAGACUGGUUUUGAAUGGUGGUUCUUAAAUUUGCGUUCUUAUUUUCCUUUGAUCCCGUUCGUGGACGUGACGCUGUCGUGUCGGAACCGGACGUUCCGAGCCCACCGCGUCGUGUUGUCGGCCUGCAGUCCGUACCUGAGGGACCUGUUGGACUCGGACGCCGUCGUUUCCGGCGGCGGUCAUCCCAUCGUCAUUUUGCAGGACGCCACCCCGGAGGCGGUCGAGCACGUCAUUGAGUUUAUGUACACGGGCAACGUGGACAUUCCGAGCCAGUGCCUGUCGGACUUCAUCAAGCUGGCUGAGUGUUUUCAGGCCUUGAUGUUGGUACGGGUUGCCUCCAGGUCAUCCAAGGCAAUUCUGCCAUUUUCAUCAACAGCCUCCUUCACAGCCGCCAAAGUGGCGGCCGCCACCAUUUUGAGGGAAAAGUUGGAUCGUGUCGCUCGGUCCGCGCAGAACAAAGACGAACUGGGAAAAGAAAAUGAUGAUAACGAAGGGAGCGAGAAAAGGAGACGGGGAAGGGAGGCAACGUUCGACGAAAAGAGGAGCGAGAGGACGGGGGAGAAGAAAAACGGUUCAGGUGGCACGGUCGACUGCGCAAGUGGGUCAUUGGCGUUCCGCAGCUGUUCUGGUGCUGCAGGGAAGAAGGAGGACGAAGCCUUUCACCUCUUCCCGGUUCGAGGAAUAAAAGGAGAAUCAGAAGCACGUCCGUCGUCGUCGUCGUCGCCGACCAAACACUUGAAGCCGGAUCAUGGCUUGCCCUCCCCGCCGUCGUCGACCCACGACGAAGACGGCGACCAGAUGUCGCCCAAAAGGAAACUGUCCACGGCGUCCAGCGACUUCACGCCCCACCAACGCAAGCAAUUCGAGGCUCAGAUGGUGCACCGGUAUUUCCGCAGUCUCUAUGGCGCCGAGCAGGCUAAACCAGAGGCCGAGCCCAUGGUUACGAUUGAAAAGGUGUACCUGCAAAACGAAGGCGAAGAGCACGCAGAAGACGAGCCUUGUGACUUCAGCAUGGGAAAGACGCGCAAAGCGGACGGCGAAUUCUCUCCGCGCGCAGAAGACUACGAUGACGAAGGCGGCAAUAGUAAACCCGUCGCUGGACGCGUCAAGAACGACAGGAACCCACCCGCGCUUUUGCCUUACCAGUCUGAACCGGAAAAACCGUUCAACAUUCCCGCGGAUGUGUCUCCAGAGAGUCCGUUGUUCCGUGUAUCAAACUCUGACACGAUCUGGGUCGGCAAGACCUACAACAAUUGGACCAUGUACUUCUGCUCGCUGUGCCCGUAUCAAAGCAGGAUCAAGAGCCACUUAUGGCGCCACUCGGUGAAACACACUGGACAGAAACCAUUUGUCUGCGCUCUCUGUCUGAAAGCCUUCUCUCGAAGAGACAAUUUGAAGCAGCACAUGAAUUACAAGCACCCUGGCUACGACCUCGAGCCGAAACGAGACGCCAGACAAGGUCUGAAGCUCAUCAAGGGGGUCUAGUGCUGUUUUUCAAAAGACCCGCGCGACGUCGAAAACUGCCAACGAGUUACCUAGGAAUGUCACGGAUUUUGUGCUAUUUUUAUCAUCUGGGGUUUUUUUUUUUUAUGUGUGUGUGUUGUGGUCGCUUUUUAUUUCGCGCUAAGGCAGGCUUGAACACCUUUGGGUCUUCGAGUCUUCCACCCACAACCGCAAAUUACGAACAGUUUACGCGAUGAUGAUUUCUGAUCUCUCACCAACGCAUUUUUUAGAUUUUCUGGUAAUCGGAUGAGAUGUGACGUGUGGUAUCGUCUGUGACUGACCCAUGUACAUUAGAAGUGCUGUAAACUGUGGGAAGAGUAGCUAUCAGAGGCAAUACAAUUUAAUUUUUUCCUUCAAAAGGAAGUGAAGAGUCAUACAAAGUAAAUAAUUUCAAAAUGAAUCGUUUGUUCUAAUCAUUGAGCUACUUCGAGGGUAUGCGUGGAAAAGAUUCGGGAUUGAUUUCACCUGUUGGCUUAAGGGGAGGGGAGUUCAUGCUCGAAUUUACCGCCAGGCAGCGAAGUUGGAUUAUUUUUCAAAAUCCCUUCUCUCCAAUACAAAAUCAUGUUGAAAAUCUCAGUCGAGCUGAAGUCCAAAAUAUCAGGGUUUUCGUGUGGCCUAGCAAAUCUUAGAUUCAAUUGGUUUAGUGGGAAAAAUGGUUCCCAAGUUUCAGUCUUUCAAGGAACUACAGCCAAUUUUGCAAGGGGAUUUAUCAAUAUUUUUGGACUAUCUUUUUUUGGCUAUGGGCCCCAGACUUGUGUCAAAGUUGAACAUUCCAUCAUUCAAAAAUCCAAGACUUGGAUAUUUUUUGCUGAGCUGGAACAGUUGCAAUAACCAAUGAGCGGUUGCAGGCCUACCAUGUGUCACACAUCUCGGGAUUGCCAAUUGUCUAUUAUGCCUGUUGGUAAAGCGGAACAACAUGCGGUGUCAUGGAAGUACUGUAGCUUGUUCGUUGAGCUGAGUUGUCUCACCUUCGUUUAGCGCAUGAGAAGUGGCUUCCGCGUAAUGCUGAGAGAACCCGGUUCUUUGGCCUCAAUGGGUCCGCAGAAGACAUAGGAAGUUACCGUAACCUCAUAUUGAUUUUUGUUUUCUACAGAAUCGGAGUCGAGUGGGUCCGUGAGGUUGUGAAUGGAGUUCUGCACAUGUUACCUUUUCACGUCGACUAGUUUCUACGCGUAUUUAUGCUCGUUCUGGCGUUCAGUGCUCUGAUCAGAAGUUACCAAGUUUCGCGCGUAUUUGAUUUGUUUCUUUGGAAGUAAUACCGGUUUGCUAUAAUUCUUGGAAUAGUGGUGAUAUGUUGAAAGAAUUAGCUUUUGUGAAAUGGUGUACAGCUGAACUUGAACCGGUGGAACGAACGUGUCAAGUAUGUCAUGGAACUCGAAAAUUACCCGGUGAAGAAGGUAAUCUGUGAAUAGACGUUGAACAAGUUGCGAUGUGUGUUGUAAAGCGAUUUCUUUUUGCCGUCUUUGACGAUUUAGUGCGGAAAGCGUUGAUAGCGGUUACCAAAAUUUUAAGUCUUCCAAGCAACCCUUUUCUGCGAUGUACAAUUUCGUCCUUCCUUUCUCCUUGAGGGAAACGCGAAUGUUCAAAUUUGAGAAAGGUUCUCUAACGUUUGCUACCGAUAAACAUGCCCGUCGAGUGUGUCGUUUUUGUCGAGAUUUGUAUUCAAAAAGAUGUCGCCCUACAAUUAUUUUGCCGUAUUUUUGCAGCGGGGGCGAUUAAAAUAAGUCAUACCGAUAAA